AAGCAGCACCUGUUCUGAGCAUUGGUUCAGUUUAACUCUUUAGUCCUCCCAUUAAAAAAAAAACAAAAACCAAGCCAGCCCUAGUUGGACAUGUGUUUCCUGCUGCUUUGGCUUCAUAACCACCAAAGCAUGGAGCAGAGGCGAUAGCAAUGCACAGGAAGCUGGGAGGUUGGCGGAGUUCCUAAAAGCCCAAGAUGGGUGACUGGGGUUUCCUGGAGAAGCUGCUGGAUCAGGUCCAGGAACAUUCGACGGUCAUUGGCAAGAUCUGGUUGACGGUCCUCUUCAUCUUCCGCAUCUUGAUCCUGGGCCUCGCUGGGGAGUCCGUCUGGGGGGACGAGCAGUCGGACUUUGUCUGCAACACCAAGCAACCCGGCUGCACCAACGUCUGCUACGACAAGGCCUUCCCCAUCUCCCACGUCCGCUACUGGGUGCUGCAGUUCCUCUUUGUCAGCACGCCCACCUUGGUCUAUCUGGGCCACGUCAUCUACAUCCACCGGCAAGAGGAGAAGCUGAAGGAACGGGAGAACGAACUCCGGGCGCUCCAGUCCAAGGAUUACAACGUGACGUCCACCUUGAUGGCGGUCGAAAAGAAGAUGGCCAAGAUCUGUGUGGCGGAGGACGGGCGGAUCAAAAUCCGCGGCCCGCUGAUGUGGACCUACAUCAUCAGCGUGGUCUUCAAGUCCACCUUUGAGGCUGGCUUCAUCCUCGGACAGUGGUACCUGUACGGUUUUGUCAUGAGGCCUCUCUAUGUCUGCGAAGCCUCCCCUUGCCCACACAAGGUGGACUGCUUCAUGUCCCGCCCCACCGAGAAGACCAUCUUCAUCCUCUUCAUGCUGGUGGUGGCCUUGAUCUCCCUCGCCCUCAACCUUCUGGAGCUCUUCCAUCUCUGUUGCAAGAGCCUCCUCAACAGCGUCAAAGAAAGCAACUGCUGCUCUCCUUCGUCCGCUCCCCCCAUGCCCUGCGACGGCAACAAUUUCCCCACCAAACUUUGCGAGAUGUCGGCCGGGCCUUAUCCAGACAAGUCCUACUUCUACCUCCCGAUGACCGAGAGGCAUUCCCAGCACUACCAGGCUUACAACAAGCUUUCCAAUGAGCAGAACUGGGCCAACUUCAACACCGAGGAAACCUUGGCUUUACGAGACCACAAUAAGCCGCCGGAUGUCUUUGCGGCCGAAGCUCCGAAGUCCUCGCUCUCUCAGGAAAAACAGUCCAGCCGGCCUAGCAGCAGUGCCUCCAAGAAACAAUAUGUCUAAUGAAAAGUAAUAAAAAUCCAAGGUAAUAGAAGAUUGCGAAGCCAAGUCUCUUUUGAUAGGCUUCUUUAGUGUUGGGUUGCCUCAAUCUGGUUCAUUCCUGCUUAAGAGGCCAUGUCUUGUUGUUUGGUGCUACGUUGUCUCAACCACGUUAUCCUGCUGUGCGGGUGGAAGCCAUGGCUUCCUAGUGGACACUGACUGAAUUUGUUACGGAAAAAUAGGUAUGGAUCCAGCAUUUUCCAAGUCGAUGGCAUAGCUAGUUAGUAGCCAUUCGAUGAUGACUUAGGUUGGAUGCUAUGUGUUGAGACCUGUUCUUCGAUGUCUUUUUUCUGGAUAUGAGGACAUGUCUGGUCGAAGGAGACAUUAAGAGACCUCUUGACACUUGAGAUGGAGCAGAAGAUGGUUUCAGCUCUCACACGGCAACAUGUAAGUUUAGAAGGAGAAUACACUCAACGCAGAAGACAUCUGAUGUGACUUCUAUUUAUGGAUGGCCGUGUGAAUUAAUUGGAGGUCUACCUCUCUCCCUCACCUCCAGGAAAUCCAAGCAGCUUAGAAAUAUAAAACCAUCUGCAAUAUAUUAGACUGGGAGGAAGAGUAAUCUAAAAACAGAUUUCCUGUUCCAGACAAACACUUGAGGAAAUAUUAGCUGCAGCUGAAGUGAACUUAUCAAGAGCUCAUCCUCACCUAAGUGUAAAACAAAGUCUCCUUGAUAUGGCAUGACUCCUUGGAGUAGUCUUAAAUGUCUCACUGGAGGACUGGGUGUGCUAUCAUGGGGUUGUAAACACUUUUUUAUUUGUCUUCACUGUAUGGUGUAUCUGGGUUAGGUUGUCUUUCUUCUGACACAUUCACUGUUGGUACACAAUCCAGUGCUUGAUCUGAAAAAUAUUAUUUUUCUUCAACGCUGUAAGGUUUUAUUUAAAGAUAUGCAGUGAAAAUCCUUAAGUUGUCCUCCUCAGCUUGUGUGCCUACCUAUACCUCCUCUUUUCUCUCCCACAAAAAACAGAUUGUUGGUCUGAGACCCAUAAAUAUGUGUCCCAGAUCUGUGCAACUCUGGCGUUCUAGAUACUUGCAACUUCCAUACUCCUCAUCACUGACUGUGCUAGAUAGGACAGUUGGGACUUAUAGUUCAUAACUAUCUAGAGUAGGGUUUCUCAGCCUUUGGUCCUCCAACAGUUUUAUCCCAGCAUGGCCAAUGAUGAAGUCCAAAAGAUCUGGAAGACCCAAGUUGGGAGCUCCUGAUCUGGAGGUCCACAUCUGGCAUUCUAGAUACUUGCAACUUCCAUACUCCUCAUCACUGGCUUUGCUAGAUAGGACAGUUGGGACUUAUAGUCCAUAACUAUCUAGAGUAGGGUUUCUCAGCCUUUGGUCCUCCAGCAGUUUUAUCCCAGCAUGGCCAAUGAUGAAGUUCAAAAGAUCUGGAAGACCCAAGUUGGGAGCUCCUGAUCUGGAGGUCCACAAGUUGUCCAUCCCUGCUAUAGACACAAAUCUCAUCCAUCUUAUCUCCUCAUCCAUGGUAGAUCACAGGACUGUUGAGGACCAUGUUUAUCCUGUUUCCAUUUCAAUGCAUACUCCUCUCCUGAAACAGACAGGAAAACCACUGGCCCACAAAAAUCUCUCCCACAAAAAUCAGGUUGUUGGUCUGAGACCCAUAAACAUGUGUACCAGAUCUGUGCAACUCUGGCAUUCUAGAUACUUGCAACUUCCAUACUCCUCAUCACUGACUUUGCUAGAUGGGACGGUUGGGACUUAUAGUCCAUAACUAUCUAGAGUAGGGUUUCUCAACCUUUGAUCCUGGAACAGUUUUAUUUAUCUGGAAGCCUUUCCCAGCAUGGCCAAUGAUGAAGUCCAAAGAUCUGGAAGACCCAAGUUGGGAGCUCCUGAUCUGGAGGUCCACAAGUUGUCCAUCUCAUCCUCCUUAUCUCCUCAAGCAUUUGUCAUCCAUGGCAGAUCACAGGACUGUUGAGGAUCACAGAUCACAGGACUGUUGAGGACCAUGUUUAUCCUAUUUCCAUUUCAAUGCAUAGUCCUCUCCUGAAACAGAUAGGACAACCACUGGCCCCAUUACAUACUCUGUUGCCCAGACCCUAUAAGACACAAUGUAACAUUAAAUAUACAUGUUAUGUAUAUGAACCUUUAUGUAUGGUUGUAUUGGCCAAGCUCUAUCCUGGCUACCUUGUGGUCUGUCGUCGUCUUUAUGUUAAUUUAUUGUGAUAAAUUUGCAUAGUCUGCAAACAGAA
Molecule: messenger RNA, 3487 nt
Organism: Anolis carolinensis (green anole)
Lineage: Eukaryota; Metazoa; Chordata; Lepidosauria; Squamata; Anolidae
Gene: gja4
Product: gap junction protein alpha 4
Exons: 2
Coding region: 195-1253 (352 amino acids)
Biological process (GO): cell-cell signaling
Cellular component (GO): connexin complex
Molecular function (GO): gap junction channel activity
Source: RefSeq, a predicted model, not a curated record